AUGUCGAACAGUUUAAUCGAAAUCCUUCAGAGGACCGUCUCGCAAAAUCCUCAAGAUCAGAAGCAGGCGCUUGACUUUCUACAAAGUGCAGCCGUCCAGAAUUUUCCCGAUUUUGUCAAAGAGCUCUCGAUUGUGCUCCAGUUGACAAAUGUGGAUCAAUUCGUGCGACAAGCUGCGGGUCUUCAGCUCAAGAAUGUUCUCUACUCAAAGGAAGACGUUAUCCGGGAUCAGUACCUCAAAAGAUGGCUGCAACUUCCAGCUGAGCACCGGGACACCGUCAAGAAGAAUUCCGUGUUGACGCUGGGUACAGAACGGAGUCGACCAUCAACAGCCGCUCAAUGUGUUGCAGCAAUCGCUUGUGCUGAAUUGCCUGUUGGAAUGUGGAAUGAUGUUAUUCAAUUUCUAAUGCAAGCAGUCACCGAUCCCAAUAGCAGCGAGGAGAAGAAAGAAGCUUGCCUUGAAACUCUUGGAUAUAUUUGCCACGAUAUUAAUCCACAGGUACUUGAAAGUCAAUCGAAUGAGAUUUUGACGGCAAUUGUCGCAGGAAUGCACAGCGGACAGACGAACAAUCACGUGAAGUUGGCGGCCACAAACGCUUUGUUGAACUCGUUAGAGUUUACAAGGCGAAACUUUGAGAAUCAGAAUGAGUGCAAUCAAAUUAUGCAAGUUGUCUGUGAAACGACACAAUCUGGAGAUGAUCAAGUGAAGGUCGCCUCUUUGCAAUGUUUGGUGAGGAUCAUGUCGCUUUACUAUCAACGAAUGGAAGCUUACAUGAAAGAUGCUCUGUUCCCGAUUACGGUUGAUGCAAUGCGAAAUCAGAAGUCGGAGGUGGCCCUUCAGGGAAUCGAGUUCUGGAGUUCUGUGUGUGAAGAAGAGAUUGCUCUGCAAGCUGAGGCUGAAGAGGCUCAAGAGAACAACCAAGUACCACAGCAGAUCUCUCGACACUACGCAAAGGGCGCUUGCAAGUAUUUGUCACCGAUUUUACUAGAGAAGCUUGCUCAACAAAAUGAGGACGAUGACGAGGAUGAAUGGACCCCAUCAAAGGCGGGCGGUGUUUGUGUAAUGUUGCUGGCUCAAUGCGUCGGCGAUACAAUCAUUGAAUGUGUGCUGCCUUGCCUCCAACAUUUCAGCAGCCCUAACUGGAAACACAAAGAAGCUGCAAUCAUGGCGUUCGGUUCUAUUCUCGAUGGGCCUGAUCCGGCAAAGUUGAACGAAUUGGUUUCACAAGCGAUCUCACCGCUGAUUCAGACGCUUAGUGAUGCAAAUGUGAAAGUACGUGAUACGGCUGCUUGGACAAUUGGGCGCGUUUGUGAGGCGUGCGGGGAAGUGGUGGCUCGACCGGAAGUGUUGCAAGUGCUUCUGCCCGUCAUGUACGGCGCGCUUGGGCAAGAACCACGGGUUGCUGCGAAUAUUUGCUGGGCGCUCGUCGCAUUGACCAAAUCCGCUUACGAGGAUGCUGCUGCUAAACACGGAACCGGUGCUGGUGGUCAACCCGAAACUUACUUGCUUUCUGGAUGCUUCCAAGAAAUGGUCACUGCUUUGAUUCGGACGUCGGAAAGACCCGACAGCAACCAAUCUAACCUCCGUUUGGCCGCCUAUGAGACAUUGAUGGAGUUGGUGAAGAACAGCCCAAUUGACUGCUACCCGUUUGUGCAACAAACGACUGGUACUCUUCUGCAAAAGCUGGAUCAAUUGCUGAUCAUGGAGCAACAAGCAACGGAUCAGAAUCAACGGGCACAAGUCAUUGAUUUACAAGCCCUUCUGUGCGCAACGCUGCAAUCGGUGCUGAGGAAGAUGAGGCCAGAGGAUGCGAAUCGGAUGAGCGAGCCAAUUCUUCGAGGAUUGAUCCAAAUUAUGGAGAGGAGCCAUGGACGAGCUGGAAACGUGAUGGAGGAGGCGUUGAUGGCCCUCGGAACUUUAAUCGAAUCACUUGGUCUUCAAUUUGUGCAGUACCUCCAACCGAUCAAACCCUACAUUCUGCAGGGCCUCCGACAUUUUGAGGACAACGCCGUUUGUGCCUCCGCCGUGGGAGUUGUAACCGAUCUUUGCCGGUCUCUUGAAGGACAAGUCUUGCCGAUUCUGGAUGAUAUUAUGGAACUUCUUGUUGCUUGCAUUCGUGAUCCUCGGCCUAGCCGUGAAGUGAAAGUGGCUGUGCUUAGUGUGUUUGGUGAUGUGGCCUUGGCAAUCGGGCUUGCUUUUCAACGAUACAUGCAACCAGUGAUGGAACUUUUGCACCAGGCUUGCUCCUCUGCCGUAAUCACAAAUGCUGAUGACAUCGAUCAAGUUGACUAUGUGCAUUCACUUCGGGAGAAUUCGGUGCUUGCCUACGCCGGAAUAUUGCAGGCUGUCAAAUCAGCUGCUGAUGCAGGAGCGUCGGCUGAGGUGGAUAACGCGAAAGUUUUUGUCAUGCAGCACCUACCCUACAUGGCCAAUCUCAUUCAUUUGAGUGCCGAGAAUCAGCCCGUUCAAUCGCCGGAUUCAGUGAUUGCCGCUGCAGCCGGACUGAUCGGGGACAUGGCCGGUCUUUAUGGAGCUGCCGUUGCACAAGUGCUUGACAUCAACAAGGUAAAUGCUCUGAUCAGCCGAGGUCGUCGCUCUCGGGCCGCCAAGACGAAAACCGUAUCGAACUGGGCCGCGAAAGAGCUCCGCAAAUGCAACUUCGCCUCCGCC
Mesorhabditis belari is the source of this 2670-nucleotide messenger RNA. The record is from the annotation of a GenBank genome assembly. Lineage: Eukaryota; Metazoa; Nematoda; Chromadorea; Rhabditida; Rhabditidae.